AUGUUAUGGGAUUCGAAAGAUCCAGAUCAUUUAAAUAAAAGCAAGCGAGAAGAUUGCUGGAGGAAGAUUUCUAAGGAAAUGAAGUUACCUAUACCCGAGUUGAAAAAGAAACUUGACUCAUUGACAGAGCAAUCCUCAACAACCAGGACCAUCACAACAACCGACGCCAUCGCCACAACAACCCGAGCCCCACAAGAACCCACGCCAUCCCCACAAGAACCCACGCCAUCCCCACAAGAACUCACGCCAUCCCCACAAGAACCCACGCCAUCGCUACAAGAACCAUCGCCAUCGCCACAACCAUCGCGAAAGAAAAUACGGCUGAAUACGAAUGCACAAAAUGAUUCUCUUGACAAUAUAUUGAAGGACAUUUUUGCCAUAAUUGAGAAAAGUUCAACUUCCAUAAAUGAUCCAUGUGUAGCAUUCGAUAAUCAUAUUGCACAUGAACUCAGAAAAUACGAUUCUUACACUCAAUCAUGUGUUAAAAAUGCUAUUAAUACUAUUAUUCACGAAGCGGACAUAUGA
Messenger RNA from Parnassius apollo (apollo), 525 nucleotides. NCBI's taxonomy places the organism in Eukaryota, Metazoa, Arthropoda, Insecta, Lepidoptera, Papilionidae. The record is from the annotation of a GenBank genome assembly.